GCCUGGGGCCCAGGAGGCUGCACUGCAGAGGCCUCUGCAUGGGCUCCACAUGGGCCACUCUCCUCCCCCGGGUGUCUUCACCCCCAAGCUCAGCCUCUCCCCCAGGAUCUCCCACACCCUGGCUACUCCGCUCCAGCGCCCAGCCCAGACACCCCUUCUCCCCAGGUACCACUGCUGGCCUGGCCUGGCCUGAGUCAUCGGCCGCCCUCUCCAGGCGCCUCCUUGGUACGCACGCAGCCGGGCCGGAUUCCCGGGCCUGCAGCCGCUCCUCCCGCAGACCGCGGCCCCGCCCCCAGCCGCACCCACCAGGUUCGGCUCACUCCCGGUGAGGUGUGUCACCAUUGGCUGACUCCUCUCUUGGGUUCCGCCCCACAUCUCCGCUUCCACGAUUGGGGCAAAUGACUGCCUCUCAGCAAAGUUGCCUGGCAACAGGGAAGGGGCGGCUCUCCAGAGGAACCCGUGGGCUGCUGGACCGGACCGGACAGCACCAGGAAGCCCGGCAGGGUAGGUUGGAGUGCACUGUUGUGAUCUUGGCUCACUGCGACCUCUGCCUCCUGGUUCAAGCGAUCUUCCCACCUCAGCCUCCUGAAUAGCUGGAACUAUAGACACACGCCACCACACCUGGCUGAGAGAAUUCUGCCAGAUAUCCGGACAGAUGGGGAACAGCAGAAGCCGUGUGGGGCAGAGCUUUUGUUCACAGUUUCUUCCUGAGGAACAGGCAGAGAUUGAUCGAUUGUUUGAUGCUCUGUCAUCAGAUAAAAACAGCCCAAAUGUCUCAUCCAAAUCCUUCUCUCUGAAGGCACUACAGAACCACGUCAGGGAAGCUCUUCCCCCAGAGAUGGUCACCAAGCUGUACGAUGGCAUGCGGAGGGUCGACCUGACAGGGAAGGCGAAGGGACCCAGUGAGAACGUGUCCCAGGAGCAGUUCACAGCAUCCAUGUCCCACCUGUUGAAAGGAAACUCCGAGGAGAAGAGUCUCAUGAUUAUGAAAAUGAUUUCUGCCACAGAAGGUCCCGUGAAGGCCAGAGAAGUCCGAAAGUUUACAGAGGAUCUGGUUGGCUCUGUGGUGCACGUGCUAAGCCACAGACAGGAGCUGAGAGGCUGGGCUGGGAAGGAAGCCCCAGGGCCCGCCCCCCGGGUGCAGGUGCUGGCUGCUCAGCUGCUCUCUGAGAUGAAGCUGCAAGAUGGCAAGAGGCUUCUGGGGCCCCAGUGGCUGGACUAUGACUGUGACCGAGCCGUGAUCGAGGACUGGGUGUUCAGGGUCCCCCAUGUGGCCAUAUUCCUGAGUGUGGUCAUUUGCAAGGGCUUUCUCGUCCUGUGCUCGUCUCUUGAUCUGACUACCCUGGUCCCUGAGCGUCAAGUGGACCAGGGCAGGGGUUUUGAGAGCAUCCUGGAUGUCCUCUCUGUCAUGUACAUCAACGCCCAGCUGCCUCGGGAGCAGCGGCACCGCUGGCGCCUGCUCUUUUCGUCUGAGCUCCACGGACACAGCUUCUCCCAGCUCUGUGGCCACAUCACUCACCGGGGGCCCUGUGUGGCUGUCCUCGAGGACCAUGACAAGCAUGUGUUCGGUGGGUUUGCCUCUUGCUCUUGGGAGGUGAAGCCUCAGUUUCAAGGGGACAACAGAUGCUUCCUGUUCUCCAUCUGCCCCAGCAUGGCUGUGUACACACACACGGGCUACAACGACCACUACAUGUACUUGAACCAUGGACAGCAGACGAUCCCGAAUGGACUGGGUAUGGGGGGGCAGCACAAUUACUUUGGGCUUUGGGUGGAUGUUGAUUUUGGGAAAGGACACAGCAGAGCCAAGCCCACGUGCACCACGUACAACAGCCCGCAGCUGUCGGCUCAGGAGAACUUCCAGUUUGAUAAGAUGGAGGUGUGGGCAGUUGGAGACCCCUCAGAGGAGCAGUUGGCCAAGGGCAACAAGAGCAUCCUGGAUGCGGACCCUGAGGCCCAGGCCCUGCUGGAGAUCAGUGGGCAUUCGCGCCACAGUGAAGGGCUCCGGGAAGUCCCGGACGAUGAAUGAGGAGCCGCCUGAGCCUUCCUGGAGCCAGGACCUGGAUUCCUCUGGGUAGAGGGCACCGCCUGCAGCCCCUCUUCCCUCCCACAUGGUUUAACUGUAAUAGCGUGCUGCACGGGUCACAGCCAGGUAGUCCCACAUGUGCCAAGAAGACGCCCUCUGAAGCCAUGUCCUGACUCAUGGGUGGAUCUCCCAGAAAUAGAUGUUUCUUAAGUUUUCUUUUUUGCCCUACAGGGUCACCCUCAGGAUCUCUCCGAGAAAUCUUGUGUCAAAUUAGUAACUCAGUCUUAUACUUUGUUCUUUUUUACCAAUGAAAUCCUAAGCAGCUGAGACCUUUCAGACCCCCACUGGCAUUAGGGAAUUCCACUGGCAUUAGGGAAUUCCGCUGGCAUUAGGGAAUUCCGCUGGCAUUAGGGAAUUCCGCUGGCAUUAGGGAAUUCCGCUGGCAUUAGGGAAUUCCGCUGGCAUUAGGGAAUUCCGCUGGCAUUAGGGAAUUCCGCUGGCAUUAGGGAAUUCCGCUGGCAUUAGCAUUGCUGGGAUCUCAACUUCUCUAUUGAGGAGGGGGUUCCUCCCGCUGGGGUUCAUAUGGCCUCACUCAGGCCAUCCCUGUUAGAAGGUUGUACCUGAUGGUCUGUUCUGACGGGUGAGGGACAGAGGCAUCUGGAUGAAAAUCUCGACGCUUUCUGGGAACAGCUUCCAAUGGCAUGGGAGUUCUGUAUUUAAAAGCAUGAGCUGUGUAUAAAAUGGGGAAAUGGAGGCAGGAGACUUUGAGGUAACAUGGUCUGGUGGUGGCGUGAGUCCUCAGAAGGUAUUUGUAAUAAGGUUCCACACCCAGCUCUCUCAGCUGUUAUUAAAUGAAUGUGUGUGAGGAACACAUGGGAAAGUUGGGAGAUCUGUCUACAGAGAAGCAAAGUUGUGGUUCUCUUGCCAACUUCAAGGUGAGGGACAUUGGGCACCCUAAGUCUGGGAACUUGGUUGAUAAAUACGUAUAUGGUCCAUUCCAUAAAUCAGUGGUGAGUGACUGGCCUGGGUUCUAGAUCUCUGGGAACCAGUGCCUGAGUCACAGCUGUCUAGGCCUCGGUGCUGGCCUGGGUUCUAGAUCUCUGGAAACCAGUGCCUGAGUCACAGCCGUCAGUGCAGCCAUUUGCCCAGGGCUGCUCCCGAGGGGGAUGAUGGGAAAUUCAGCAGUGUAGACUCACUUUAAACAAGCUCCAGUGAUCCUGAAAUGCCGAAGAUCAUGUAGGUGGGUUGUGGGGUCAGCAGAGCUGCCAUCUGCCCACGUCUGGAAAACAACACACGGUGAGUCACCGGUUGGUCAUGAGAUCUCCCCACUUACAGGUGCUGUGAGCUCGUCUCUAAGAUAUAUACCUCUUCCUUUUGUCUUUUGCUGUAAGCUUUGACCUUUUGCAGAUCUGCUGAAAAUACAACCUCUUAUUGUAUAGUUUGCCUUGAUUAUAAGCCAUAGUAAAUCGAGCUGUUCGCAUUUUUGCAGGCCUUGCAUUUUCUACUGGGAGGUUCAUCAAACCUUCGACUUAGCAAUAGCCCUGACUCAGGCAGAAUGCCUCGUAAAUUAGCCUUCGAAAGAAAAGUGCACGCUCAGACAGUGUGUGGAGGGGCAGGAGCGUGAUGCAGACAAGGACUUAGUCAUGACUGAUUUUCCUUAGCCAGUUUGUAAUGGCUUAUGGGGAACAUUGUGAACUUCCUACCUGACAUGUUGGCACAUGUAGAAUAUUAGGAUCCUCAAGCAUCUCUACCGUAAGUCCAAAGAAUUUAGGUCCCUAUUGUCACUUCGUUUUGGAAUGUUUUUUAUAAAAAUGCAAUUAAAUACCUCACUAUUAAACUGCCAUGAUGCCUCAGUUAAAAAAAAAA
Molecule: messenger RNA, 3889 nt
Organism: Gorilla gorilla gorilla (western lowland gorilla)
Lineage: Eukaryota; Metazoa; Chordata; Mammalia; Primates; Hominidae
Gene: MEAK7
Product: MTOR associated protein, eak-7 homolog
Exons: 9
Coding region: 656-2026 (456 amino acids)
Biological process (GO): response to oxidative stress; TOR signaling
Cellular component (GO): nucleus
Source: RefSeq, a predicted model, not a curated record